Capsicum annuum is the source of this 942-nucleotide messenger RNA. RefSeq lists its product as uncharacterized. Lineage: Eukaryota; Viridiplantae; Streptophyta; Magnoliopsida; Solanales; Solanaceae. The record is from RefSeq and is a predicted model, not a curated record.
GUUAGAUAAGAAAAACGAGUGCUUCCCCGGUUACUUAAAAGUUGAAUAAUUAGUUCAUAGAGGCUAACGAGCAGAAAAAACUGGAAGAAAAGCUUGGUGAUCUGCUUCUCAAAAACGCAAGAUUUGCUGACCUCUGUGGCUCUUCUGUAGAAUCGGUGAAUGGUGAUGAUGAAGGAACCAACUCCUAGAAGAGACAAAGAAAAUUAUAACAACAUAAACAAAAAUAGCUAUAGUAGUAUGAGAUGUCCACAUUGCGCUGGUCCUCUUUCCAAGGAGAUGGAGACAAGCGAGUGGACUGUUCCACCUUUAAUCCGGGAUAGCUUUUCUAUGAUUGGUUCUGCGGUUGGUGGUACAACAAGCGCAUUCUAUGGCUUCAACCAUGUGAUGCCAAUUGUUAGGAGGUGGGUUAAAGGACCUAUGUGGUUGCAUUUCCUUGUUGGUGCCCCUCCUGUAAUUGUUUUCUCAUCUGCAUGUGCCGGGCUAGCAGGUGGUGCUGUUCCAGCAUGUGCACAGCUAGCAUCUUCUUCUUACCAUGCUGCGAUCUCAUCUUCCACGUUACCGCCUACAGCCUCACAAGAUGAAAACAUGAGAAAAUCUACUUCUUCAACUUUGUAGCUUAAACGCUGAGAAGAGAUGUUCUUACUAUCAGGAAUCUUGUGCAUUACGCGGGAUCAUCUCAUAGUUGGCGACAGUCUGUUCACUCCUUUUUACUAGUUUCUGUUGUGUUUAUGAUGUCUACUUGUGUCUAGUGGAAUUAGUCAGGUGUGCUCGAGCGUCGGCAUGACAGUUAUCACAAACCAAAAAAAAAGAGAUGUUUGCUUCUGUUUGGUGGAUUUCUUUUUCCCUUUGAAGAAAUAUAUUAUUAGUCUAUGUAAUGAACUUUUUUAUUUUGUAAAUUCCAACCUUUAUUUUUAUGUGAUGAUAGAAAUUUUUCCCUUUAAA